AGUCUCGGCCAUGUAUUACAAUAUUCACGUCAUCUUGCACUUCCUCAGUUCUGUCCUUUACAUAUCAUCAUGCCCAGCAGGUGCUGUGUACCUCUAUAUAAAGGAAAUUAUCCCACUGGUCCUAAGGUGGCUGUAUUUUCAUUCCCAAGAGAUGAAAUAUUGUCAGGGGAAUGGGUUAGAGCCAUCAAGCGGGACAUCUUUACGCCUAACCACAGCAGCAGGAGCAAUCAUGACCUGGCAACUAUAUCUUGGAGUGAUGGUAACAGCAGUGGCAUAUAUAGUAACACCGUUGGGGCCCGCUUCGGGUUACGAGAGCAAGGACUUGCAGCAGACUGACGCGCCAGCUACUGAUCCUACCGAGGCGACUACCGCUGAGGACAUGACGGACACCACCAGGGACAGCAGGUGCAUUGCGUGUUCACCUGGCUGUGGUCACUGUCACCAGUAUAUGAAUGGCCGCUGCCGACCAAUCCACGGAUGCCAGUAAUUGUUCUGCUGUACUCCACAACCAUCAUCACUUCUAAUCAAACACUUUGAAUUUACUAUAUAUAACAUAUAAUAACAUCUAGGAUAUAUAUAUAUAUAUAUAUAUAUAUAUAUAUAUAUAUAUAUAUAUAUAUAUAUAUAUAUAUAUAUAUCAUAAUCCUUUGAUUUAACUAAGUAGGUACACUGGAAUUGGCCAUUUAAUAUUCAAAUAAUAAUGUUCUAAUAAAUUGAGUAUUUGCUUCAAAAAUUUCCUUGGAGUAAUGAUUUAUUUGGUGUGUUGCAAAAAUUUGGAUCUCUUUAAUCUUGUCUCAUCUCAAACAAAAUACAUGGCAAUUCUUUUAUGCUUAUGAAAUGCAAUUAGCUCAUUUGUUGUGUAUUUAUAAAUUAAUAAAGCUUCAAACAUGA
Molecule: messenger RNA, 891 nt
Organism: Portunus trituberculatus (swimming crab)
Lineage: Eukaryota; Metazoa; Arthropoda; Malacostraca; Decapoda; Portunidae
Exons: 3
Coding region: 11-487 (158 amino acids)
Source: RefSeq, a predicted model, not a curated record